Messenger RNA from Salvia hispanica, 1920 nucleotides. NCBI's taxonomy places the organism in Eukaryota, Viridiplantae, Streptophyta, Magnoliopsida, Lamiales, Lamiaceae. The record is from RefSeq and is a predicted model, not a curated record.
AAUCAUUGGUUAAAAGUGAUGAAGAAUCUGAGGUUGGAAAAAGUGAUGAAUUAGGAGAUGGAGAGAGGGAGGUCAAAGUCGGAGGAGAAUUUGGUAGAGGAUUCGAUCGCCGUCAUCGAAUCCGUUAAGAAAAUCGGCGAGUUCCGGCGUACUCAGAGGAAGGAGGGCGCGAAUCUGGUGCGGCGCAUGAAGCUGUUCCUGCCGUUUCUCGAAGAUAUCAGGGAAGUCGACAACGCCGACGUCCCCUUGCCCGCCAUCUCCUGCUUCAAGAAGCUCAACAAGGCCUUCCGAUCUGCCCGGAAGCUCUUGCGAUUUUGCCACGAUGGCAGCAAGAUUUAUUUGGCAUUGGAAAGUGAGAGUAUGAUGGGCCGAUUUCACACUGUUUAUGAGAGUAUAAGCGCUGCUAUGGAAGGAAUGCCUUAUGAGGAGCUUGGGAUUUCUCAACAAGAUAAAGAGCAUAUGGAGUUGCAGCGCGUGCAACUGAGACGAGCGAAGAAGAGGACAGACACGCAGGACAUGGAGCUGACGAUGGACUUGAUGGUGGCACUGUCCUCAAACGACAGAAACGCGGAGAUAGCCAGCGUUGAGAGGCUGGCGGUCAAGCUCUCCUUGUUCACGCCCGAGGAGCUCCACGAAGAGAGACUAAGCAUUCACAAACUCUCCAAUGAAAGAUGGGGCAUAAGCAGUGAGUGCCAGCAGCAAGUCCUCAACCUUGUGCAAAAGUUGAAGCGCUUUGCAGGCGUCGAGGAAAAGGAAGCGGUCGAUGAGCCCAAACGCCUCAAUGUAGCCCCCUCCUCCUUCUCCAUCCCCAACGAGUUCUUGUGCCCGAUCACACUCGAGAUCAUGACUGAUCCUGUUAUCGUUGCUACAGGGCAGACGUACGAGAGAAGAAGCAUACAGAAGUGGCUAGACUCGAACCACCAGACCUGUCCCAAGACGGGGCAAACUCUGGAGCACUUGCUUCUCGCGCCAAAUUUCGCUCUCAAGAACUUGAUCCUGCAGUGGUGCGAGAAAAACAACUACCAGCCCUCCAAGGAGGCGCCCAAGAGCGCAGAGACGACAAACGACGAAAAGAUCCUGUCCCUCGUGAAGAGCCUCUCCUCGAGCAAGCUAGAGGAGCAGAGAGACGCGGUGGAGCAGAUCCGCUUCCUGUCAAAGGAAUGCUCCAACAGCAGAAGCUUGAUCGCCAACGCAGGAGGGAUCCAGCGCCUCGUGCAGCUCCUAUCCUAUCCGGAUUCGAGAAUCCAAGAGCACACCGUGACCGCCCUCUUCAACCUCUCCAUCGACGAAUCAAACAAGCAGCUCAUAUCCGCGGAGGAUCCCAUCCCCGCCAUAAUAGAAAUCCUCGAGCACGGAACGAUCGAUGCCAAAGAAAACUCAGCCGCCGCGCUCUUCAGCCUCUCGAUGCUGGACGACAACAGGGCGAAGAUAGGAUCCUUAAACGGGAUCCCACCGCUGGUGAAGCUGCUAAGAGUGGGAACGAUGAGAGGGAAGAAGGACGCGGUGACAGCGCUGUUCAACCUCUGCCUGAACCCUGCGAACAGAGCGAUAGCGGUGGAGGCGAGCAUCGUGCAGCCGCUGCUGAGGAUACUGGAGGACGAGAAGCUGGAGAUGAUGAACGAGACGCUGUCGAUGCUGCUGGUGCUGGCGUCGAGCCCGGAGGGGAGGAGGGAGCUGGGGCAGCUGCCGUUCAUAGAGACGCUGGUGAAGCUGCUGCGGGAUGGGAGCCCCAAGAACAAGGAGUGCGCGCUGGCGGUGCUGCUGGAGCUGGGAUCGAAUAAUAGUAAUAUGAUACUUGCGGCGUUGCAGUAUGGUAUGUAUGAGUAUGUGAUUGAUGUUUCGAAUAACGGCACGGAGAGGGGGCGGAGGAAGGCCAACACCAUGCUCCGGCUCGCCAGCAAGGCUCAAGAAAUUCCCUAG